Messenger RNA from Spathaspora passalidarum NRRL Y-27907, 627 nucleotides. RefSeq lists its product as uncharacterized. The record is from RefSeq and is a predicted model, not a curated record. The transcript has a single exon. NCBI's taxonomy places the organism in Eukaryota, Fungi, Ascomycota, Pichiomycetes, Serinales, Debaryomycetaceae. Gene Ontology annotation, biological process: vacuole fusion, non-autophagic. Gene Ontology annotation, molecular function: endopeptidase inhibitor activity. The coding region runs from base 137 to 355 and encodes 72 amino acids.
CAACAAAUUAUUUGGACUUUUCGUUUUAGUAUUUGUGAUUUUCGUUAGCUUAUUGUACACUAAUAACUUGUCAAUUCCCUACAUUUCUACUCCCAAGGCAUAUUCAUCCCCUACUUUUUCUGCUGCUAACAACAAGAUGAGUCUUAAAUCUUAUAUUAUUACCUUGAAGGAAGACGUUUCCGACGUUGACUUCAAUUCCGUCAAGUCAUUGAUUGGUGACUUGGGUGGAGAAAUCACCAAUGAAUUCACCUUGAUUAAGGGUUUUGCUGCUAAGUUACCUGGAGAAGUCAGUGCUUUGACUAAGGAUGAUAGAAUUUUGCAUGUCGAAGAAGACAAGGAAGUUCACAUUGUCUAAGUUGGUUUUACUUUGCUCUUUAUAUAACUAAUACACAUGCUAGUUUUGUUUGACGGUGUUGCGUACUACGUGUAACUUUAAAAGUACUCGAGGAAAGCUUCUAGUAUCUCGUGGUAAUAGGCGUACUCGAGGAAUUUUUGUAGCGCCACUAGUAUAGUUUGCCCUCUGUAUUGUUGUUUGAUCUGAAAUUCUAUCUGUGGAAAUUCAUGGCUCUAGAAUACCACAUUGUUUAGUAAAUGUAUGUUUUCGGGUGGAAUUCAGGGAUGAUUAUU